UGUGUGUACGUCACUCCAUGGUUUCCCUGGGUGAUUUCUGCCGUAAAGCAGCAAGUUUCGACGCAAAGCAUGAACCAAUAGCGCUAGCGGUACGCUACAGAAACAGCCGCCCCGACAAGCAAAAAAAGCGAAAACAGGAACAAGUGAUUAUUACAUCGUUUAUGUAGUGUCAUCGCUGCAUAUGUUUUUUUUUAUUGUUAUCCUAGUCGUAUUUUCCAUCUUCAACAUGAAGAUGUAGUUUGCGAGAGCAAAGAGUCACAUACGCAUAUUUUCUCUUACGUUAUUUGACAGCAGCUAAGGCAAUGCUUCCAUCGUUAUAGACAAGACGAGCUAGCGUCGUGCGCUAACCUCUGCUAGCACUCCUCUAUAGCGUGAACUAGCCGAUCUGAACGUUCAUACUAGAUCAAUAUUCCACCUAAACCGUACUGAAACCUUGCCAAUCUAGUUACCUUAUCGCUCAUCUAUUUUGAGUUACUGUUAACGUUACGUUAACAAUGCUGACGCAGAACAUUUAGUUAGCAUAUCAAUGUGACCGACAUGCCUUCAAUCUAUGACAAACUGCGGGGUUAUUUUUAAUCAUUGGCAAGCGUGAGUAAAUGUAAUGUUAUGUCGUAUCGUAGUUGUGACGGAAAGGAACACCGAUAGCAUCACCAAGCUAACGUUAACUGCGUGCAAGCAGAUCAUGAACCCCAGUUGGCCAACACCUUAGCUGGCUAAUUAAGUAGCUAAGUAAGUAGCACAUAUCUGCUACUUUGUUUAUUACAUUCAAAGUUGGAGGCACAAAGUUGGAGGAAUACGUGCUGAAAUGGCGUCAGAAGAGGCCUCGCUGCGUGCGCUGGAGAGCCUCAUGACAGAGUUCUUUCACAGCUGCACGACCAAUGAGCGGAAGAGAGAGAUAGAAGAACUGCUGAAUAACUUUGCGCAGCAGACGGGAGCAUGGCGUCACUGCUUGUUCUUCCUGUCCAAUACUCGGAAUGAGUAUGUUAUGAUGUACAGCCUUACAGUAUUCGAGAACCUGGUGAAUAAGCAGUGGCUAGGUGUGGCUUCCCAGGACAAGAUGGAGAUCCGAAACUGUUUGCCAAAGUUGCUGCUGGCCCAGCACAAAGUCAUGCCGUACUUCAUCCGCAACAAGCUCUGCAAAGUCAUCGUGGACAUCGGUCGCCAGGACUGGCCAAUGUUUUACCAUGACUUCUUCACAAACAUCCUGCAGUUGAUCCAGUCUCCUGGCCUGGCAUCCCUGGGCUUGGUGUUGCUGAAGACCACGUCAGAGGAGCUGGCCUGCCCUCGGGAAGACCUGAGUGUGGCCCGGAGAGACGAGCUCCGCAAGCUGUUGCUGGAGCAGGUGCCCACGGUGCUGGGACUGCUGACGGGUAUCCUGGAAUCCUACUGGGACAAGCACAACGUCAUGGGAACAACUCCCCCACCCUCGCCCACCUCUGGAGAAGAUGUGGAGUUGCUGGGCAGCCUCUUCCAGGGAAGCCAGUAUUCCAAACUGCUCUGCCAGCCCAUGGCCGAGCUGGACCAGGACAGCCACCAGCUGUGCUGCUUGGUGCUAGAGAGCCUGGCCCACCUGUUCAGCUGGAUCCCCCUGUCCACCAGCAUCACCCCCACCCUGCUGGCCUCCAUCUUCCACUUCGCCCGCUUCGGCUGCGACCUCAGAACCAAGGCCAAGCCCGACCCUUUCAUCUCCUCCUCCAACGGCCCGCCGUCGUCCAACGGGGACGGGCGGAGCCUCCCCCAGAGUGCGGAGGGCAAGCAGGACCGCGCCCGCCUGGGGGUGCUGGCCAUGACCUGCGUCAACGAGCUGGUUUCCAAGAACUGCGUGCCGCUGGACUUUGAGGAGUACCUGCUGCGCAUGUUCCAGCAGACCUUCUUCCUGUUGCAGAGGCUGACGCGGGAGAACAACUCCCACACGGUGAAGGGCAAGCUACAGGAGCUGGACGAGUGUUAUUUGGAAAAGUUCACUGAUUUCCUGCGGCUGUUUGUCAGUGUCCACCUGAGGAGGAUAGAGUCGAGUCCUCAGUUCCCAAUUGUAGAGUUCCUAGCAUUGCUGUUCAAGUACACCUUUAACCAGCCCAACCAUGAAGGCUACUUUGCCUGUUUGGAAAUAUGGACUGUUUUCUUGGAUUUCCUCACAACGAAGAUCAAAAGUAGACUGGCUGACAGAGAGAGUGUUUUAAACCGGUACAAAGACGCCCUGGGUCUCCUACUCAGAGAGGUUCUGAACAGAAUCCAGUUCAGGUACAACCAGGCCCAGCUGGAGGAGCUGGAUGAUGAGGCUCUCGAUGAUGACCAACAGACGGAGUGGCAGCGGUACCUACGCCAGAGUCUGGAAGUGGUUGCCAAGGUGAUGGAGCUGCUUCCAUCCCAUGCAUUUACUACUUUGUUUCCCAUCCUUCAGGAGAACCUGGAUGUGUAUCUGGGUCUGCAGCAGUUCAUUGUCACCACAGGAACAGUCGGGAGGCUGAACAUCUCGGCGGAGAACGACUGCCGGAGGCUGCACUGCUCGCUGCGUGACCUCAGCUCCCUGCUCCAGGCGGUGGGACGCCUCUCAGAGUACUUCAUCGGCGACGUCUUCGCCUCGCGCUUCAACGACGCCGUGGCAGUCGUGGAGAGGUUGGUUGAGGUGACGUGCUACGGUUCCCAGAGUAGCCUGUACGACCUGGAGACUGCUGUGCCUUCUGUCCUCAAACCAGACCUCAUUGAUGUCCACGCACAGGCCCUCGCUGCCCUGCAGGCCUACUCCCAUUGGCUGGCCCAGUUCUACAGUGAAGUCCAGCGGCAAAACCAGAGCCGCUUCGUGAGCCUCAUCACCUCAGCCGUGGAUGCCAGCAGCCCUCUCCUCACUCCUAAGGUGCCGGAGAAGCUCCUCCUCUCUGCCUGCCACCUGCUGGUCUCCAUGGCGUCAACGGUACGACCAGUCUUCCUGGUGUCACUGCCCGCCAUCCAGAGCACCUUCCGCCUCAUCACGGAAAACAACUCUCCAGGGCUCCCACCGGAGGCCCACAUGCUGGUGUGCAGGGCUCUGUCCAACAUGCUGCUGCUACCCUGGCCGAGCCUGCCGGAGAGCGAGCAGCAGUGGCAGACGCGCUCCAGUAGCCACGCCAGCCUGGUGGCGGCCCUGACCCGGGACUACCGCACGCUGAGGGGCACCACCAGCCUGCCCCAGGGCAGCACUGAGCUAGGCAACAUGAAGGCGGUGAUGCAGCAGACUCUUCCGGUUCUCCGAGAGGUCGUGGACAGCAUCUCGGGGGAAUCCACCAAAUCUCGCCAGAUCUGUUACCAAAGCCUGCAGGAGUCGGUCCAAGUGUCCCUCGCCCUGUUCCCAGUAUUUAUUCAGCAUCCUGAUGUGACGGACGAGAUGUUGAGCUUCUUCCUGACACUGUUUCAAGCCCUGAGGGUCCAAAUGGGAGUUGCCUUCACAGGACAAAUCAUACACACCUUCCUGAGCAUGUUCACCAGGGAGCAGCUGGCGGCCAGCAUACUGCAGGAGGGCAGCGCGGGGUGCAGGGUGGUGCAGAAGUUCUUGAAGAUACUGCAGGUGGUGGUGCAAGAGCCGGGCCAGGCCUUCAAGCCCUUCCUGCCCAACAUCCUGUCCCUAUGCAUGGAGCAGGUGUACCCCAUCGUGGCAGAGCGGUCUUCACCGGACAUUAAAGGGGAGCUGUUUGAGCUCCUCUACCAAGUUCUCCACCAGAACUGGAGGUACUUCUUCAAGACAUCUGUCCUGGCGAGUGUCCAGAGGGGUGUAGCAGAAGACACCAUGGAGAAUGAGGCUCAGUUCACUGCUGCCAUGCAGGCGUUUGGGCAGUCAUUCCUGCAGCCAGACAUUCACAUCUUCAAGCAGAAUGUGUGCUACCUGGAGGCCCUGAACAGCAAGCACAAACUGUACCACAGAAAGCUGUUCCGGACCUCCAUGCUGUUCCACUUCAUCAACGUGCUGCUGCAGGUGCUGCUCCACAAGAGCCACGACCUGCUGCAGGAGGAGAUCACGCUCGCCGUCUACAACAUGGCCGCUGUCGACUUUGACGCCUUCUACUCCGGCUUCAUGCCCGAGUUCCUCACAGGCUGCCAAGGCGUAGACUCCAACCAGCGGACUGUCCUGGCGCGCAACUUCAAGCUUGAGCGGGACCUGCCAUCCUUCACUCAGAGUGUACACAGGCUAGUGAACGACCUGCGCUACUACAGACUGUGCAACAGCAGCCUGCCUACAGGCACCAUCAAGCUAUAACACAUGCAGACAGACACACAGAUUAGCCCAUUGGUGCCGACCACUUAGGCCAACGUGCCCCCCCCCCCCCCACCACGUGGCCUGGGUUCAAGUCUGGGGUCAUACCUGCCAGCAGAAGAAGGCUCUUCUGUCACGGAGGGGUUCGUUGGAGACUGAUGACGAUGCUGCUGUUGUUUUUUUAUUAUUAUUAUUUCUGCUGUAGGACUAAUUAUUUUUGUUCUUUGAAAGUGGGGCCCUCUUUCGCGUCCCUCGACGCCAACACAGCGACUUGAGGCGCAAAGAGCCAUCUGAGCCAGGCCCCUUUUUUACCCACGAUGCAUCUGCGAGACCAGCCCCGGCUGGGACUGAGCACUUUCCGACUCGAUUAGAGUUAUUUUAUCGAUAAGUCUGCUUUUAUUGAUCUUGAGUUUUAUUUUUCUUCAUCUCCAAAGGAGACUUAAUCUCUUUCAUAUCAUUCCAUUCUGAUGCGGAGAAAAUGUGCUUGAUAAAUAAAGUGUCUAAUGUUUUUUAAA
Molecule: messenger RNA, 4740 nt
Organism: Gadus macrocephalus (Pacific cod)
Lineage: Eukaryota; Metazoa; Chordata; Actinopteri; Gadiformes; Gadidae
Gene: xpo6
Product: exportin 6
Exons: 24
Coding region: 806-4228 (1140 amino acids)
Biological process (GO): protein export from nucleus
Molecular function (GO): nuclear export signal receptor activity; small GTPase binding
Source: RefSeq, a predicted model, not a curated record